CUGAGUUGCUGUGGACCUGGAUAUUCCAUACGCCACGUCAUUCUACUUAAUCAUUAGCUUUUGCGUAUUUUUGGCUCUUCGAAUAUUCCCUCUCUUCACCCUCCUCCCAAUAAAAAUCCCAACUUUUGCGUGCAAAUAUCAAAAAGCUCGACGAUUUCAUGGUAAAUCUCAACAGUUGGGUUGAUCGCCGUGGAGAUUUGAUUUGAAUAAUCGAAUGAUCCGUGCCCUUCGCUCUGUACAUGGGCUUGAUGAUGAGGUCAUUUGUGUUGGUUUUGUGUGUGAUUGUUUCAAGCCAAUUUAGCUAUGGCACCGGCUCGCAUAUGGGGGAGCAACCCCUAUCGAGGAUCGCCAUUCACAAAGCCACAUUAGCCACCGACAAUAGCGCCUAUGUCAAAGCGUCUCCUUUAGUUGUUGGAUUGAAUGGCCAAAAUAAGGGGUGGGUCACUUUAGAAUAUAGCCAUCCGAAUCCAUCAAAUGAUGAUUGGAUUGGUGUUUUUUCUCCUGCAGAUUUCAGCGCUUCGAUUUGUGAGCCUGAGAGUGAAAAAGAUUAUCCUCCACUGCUGUGUACAGCCCCUAUUAAGUACCAAUUCGCAAACUUCUCAAAUAACAACUACAGCACAAGUGGAAACGGUUUCUUGAAGCUUCAGUUGAUCAAUCAGAGAGAGGAUUUCUCUUUUGCACUAUUUUCUGGUGGUCUGUCAAGUCCAAAGCUGAUUGCUGUCUCAAAUAAAGUGACUUUUGCUAAUCCAAAGGCCCCAGUUUUCCCACGGUUGGCUCAAGGAAAAAUUUGGAAUGAAAUGGCUGUUACCUGGACAAGUGGAUAUGGCAUUAAUGAGGCAGCACCUUUCGUUGAAUGGGGCCUAGAUGGAGGGGCUCGAACACGUUCACCUGCUGGGACCUUAACUUUCAAACGAAAUAGCAUGUGUGGUUCACCUGCACGAACAGUGGGGUGGCGUGAUCCUGGUUACAUACACACAAGUUUCUUGAAGGAGUUGUGGCCUAAUUCAGUAUAUACAUACAAGCUUGGCCAUAGACUAUUUAAUGGUUCUUAUAUUUGGAGUGAGUCAUACAGCUUUAGAGCAUCACCUUAUCCUGGACAAGACUCUUUACAGCGAGUUAUCAUAUAUGGUGAUAUGGGAAAGGCAGAGGAAGAUGGCUCUAACGAGUACAACAAUUUCCAGCCUGGUUCUCUGAACACUACCUACCAGCUCGUCAAGGACAUAAAGAAUAUCGAUAUAGUUCUGCACAUUGGAGAUAUUUGUUAUGCAAAUGGCUAUAUAUCACAGUGGGAUCAAUUUACAGCACAAGUCGAACCAAUCGCGUCAACCGUACCUUAUAUGAUCGGAAGUGGUAAUCACGAGAGAGAUUGGCCAGGAACAGGAUCCUUCUAUGGCAAUGUUGAUUCAGGUGGAGAAUGUGGUGUUUUAGCUCAAACCAUGUUCUACGUUCCUGCAGAAAACCGAGCCAAAUUCUGGUACUCUACAGAUUAUGGCAUGUUUCGCUUUUGCAUAGCUGACACAGAGCACGACUGGAGGCCGGGGACCGAGCAGUACAAAUUCAUUGAGCACUGUCUUUCCUCAGUCGAUCGAGAAAAGCAGCCGUGGCUGAUCUUCCUUGCCCAUCGAGUGCUCGGCUAUUCAUCGGGCAAUUUCUACGGCAUAGAAGGAUCGUUCGAGGAGCCAAUGGGCAGAGAGAGCCUCCAAGAGCUUUGGCAGAAAUACAAAGUUGACCUUGCCUUCUACGGCCAUGUACACAAUUACGAGAGGACAUGCCCGGUCUACCAGAACCAAUGUGUGCGAAAUGCAUCACACCAUUACAGUGGUCCGUUUUCAGCGACCACUCAUAUAGUUGUCGGAGGAGGAGGUGCGAGCCUCGCCGAAUUCACACCCUUGCGGCCCCAGUGGAGUUAUUUCCAGGACUUCGACUUCGGUUUCGUGAAGCUCACUGCCUUCAACCACUCCACUCUUCUUUUCGAGUACAAGAAGAGCAGCGACGGAAAAGUAUACGAUCACUUCACUAUCUCGCGCGAUUAUCGGGAUGUCUUGACCUGCACUUUCGACAGCUGCUCGCGAUCUACAUUGGCUAGUUGAGAAGGAUUGCGGAUUAAUCAUUUCACGGCGCAAAGAGAUUCUUGGGGUUGGAGCAAUAAAGAUGCAUUGGAAGGGAAUUUCUUAUGCCUUCUUUAGUUUUAUUGUGGUGGAGGACUUUUUAUGGCAAUGUGACAAAACAUAAUGGUGUUUACCGUAGGUAUUGUACUGCAUUAAUGGCCUGUGAUGAAGUGUAUCAUACGCAACAGUGAAAUUUGAACUUUGGUGGAUAGGAUUAACUAGGAAGAGCUAGGAUGGAAAUUUGAGUCAAAGGCAAAAUAAGUUAAUUAUUUUUGUAGUAUUUUAUUCUAUGAUUUUUUAUUAUUUUUUUUU
Messenger RNA from Ananas comosus (pineapple), 2420 nucleotides. RefSeq names its product probable inactive purple acid phosphatase 1. The transcript is spliced from 13 exons. The coding region runs from base 240 to 2090 and encodes 616 amino acids. Gene Ontology annotation, molecular function: acid phosphatase activity; metal ion binding. The record is from RefSeq and is a predicted model, not a curated record. NCBI's taxonomy places the organism in Eukaryota, Viridiplantae, Streptophyta, Magnoliopsida, Poales, Bromeliaceae.